Messenger RNA from Venustampulla echinocandica, 1017 nucleotides. RefSeq names its product NAD dependent epimerase. The record is from RefSeq and is a predicted model, not a curated record. The coding region runs from base 1 to 1017 and encodes 338 amino acids. NCBI's taxonomy places the organism in Eukaryota, Fungi, Ascomycota, Leotiomycetes, Helotiales, Pleuroascaceae. The transcript is spliced from 3 exons. Gene Ontology annotation, molecular function: oxidoreductase activity, acting on the CH-OH group of donors, NAD or NADP as acceptor.
AUGGCUCCUUCAUACGUUCUCGUGACGGGUGCAACGGGCUUCAUUGGUGCCCAUAUCGUCGACGUCCUGCUCAGCCAUGGCCUCAAGGUCCGUGGUGCAACUCGGUCACUGGCGAAGGGACAGGCGAUGAUCGAUGCGCGGCCAAAAUAUACCUCUCAACUAGACUUUGUCGAGAUCGAUGAUUUCGAGAGGACAGGAGUGUUUGAGGAGGCUGUGAAGGGAAUUGACUCUGUCAUCCAUGCGGCAAGCCCCUUCACCUACGACACAAAAGAUAACGAGAAAGAACUCAUUAUUCCUGCCAUCAAUGGAGUCAAAUCCAUCCUGGACGCAGCUUCAAAAAGCGACGUGAAGAGAGUUGUGAUCACAUCUUCGUUUGCUUCAGUAUUAGACGCAGAUAGGAAAGCGCCUCCUUAUUUCACGUACACCGGCAAAGACUGGAAUCCGCUUACAUACGAAGAGGCAGCCGACCCAGCAACGAGCGCAGUCAUCGCAUACCGAGGCUCCAAGAAAUUUGCUGAGUUAGAGGCGUGGAAUUUUAUCAAGAAGGGUGACGCAAAAUUCGAUAUCGUCACUCUAUGCCCUCCAAUGACAUUCGGCCCGGUCGUUCACCCAGUCCGCACUGUAGAGCAACUCAAUGAGUCCAACGCGAUGCUGUGGAAGAUUGCAAGUGGCCAUAAUCCGUUGCCCGUUGCACGAGUGCCAUUCUGGAUCGAUGUGAGAGAUCUGGCAAAGGCGCAUGUCGAAGCAUUGCUGCGUCCGGAGGUUGGGAACAAGAGAUACAUUCCUGCUGCGCCUGAAGGAUUUUCUUAUCAGUUGGCGGCUGAUAUUAUCCUAAAGGAGUUUCCUUGGGCAGAAAGGACGGUCACAAAGACGACAGACCAGGUCAUUGACCAGUCUCAUGGAUUGGAUGGCGAAACUGUCACGAAGGAACUCGGGGUUGAAUAUAAGAGCUUCAAGCAGACGGUGGUGGAUCUGGUCACCCAGGCGGUGGACCUGAAGAGGAAUAGCACAAAAUGA